AUGUCGAAGGGUGGCGAUGACAUGGUUGUCAACAUAGCGGAAAGCCCCACAGGGGCUGUCAAGCCACCCGGGGCUCCUGCAGCAGCACCGGCAAGCGCUGGCGCGCGCGCCAAAGAGUGGCUGUCGAAGCCGCGGAACAAGUGGAUUGCCGGCGGCUCUCUCGCUGCGCUGCUACUGAUUCCUGCGGUUGUGGUGCCGGCGGUAGUGGUGACGCAGAAGAACAACGCGAAGAAGUCGACGCGCCUGCCUGACUGGGGUGGUUACGGCGGCUCCGGCAACAAGGCUGUGUACCUUGACCCCUUGGGCAACCCUGACUCGGGCGUCACCGGGGGGAUGAGUGACUACAAGCUGCCGCCGGGCAUGAAGAUCCCCAACUUUGGCUCCCUGGCGGAGACCAACGCCACCAUCAAGGUGCCCAAGGGCCAGCGCAAGCGGAGGGUCGGCGCUGGGCAGCUGCCUGUGUUUGGCUCCGAGGAGGUGUCGCCGUUUGUGCGCGUGGAAGGCGCCCAGUUCGACAAGGACUGCCGGCCCUACUACCCCACCGGCUUCAACGCGUUUGAGCUCUUCAUCCUCGCAGCCCAGGGCAACAAGGAUGCGGUGGACGAGGCUUUCAAGCAGGCUCAGAUCAUGGGCAUGACCGCCGCCCGCACCUGGGCCCACUCCAUCAACCAGAUGCUGCCGUUCCAGACAUCACCUGGUGAGUAUGACCCCAAGGGUCUGGCAGCCCUGGAUUAUGUUCUGGACAGCGCCUCGCGGCACGGCAUACAGCUGGUCCUGUCCUUUGUGGACAACUGGAAGUACUACAACGGCAUCGCACAGUUUGUGGACUGGUGCGGGCCCGGCCGCACGAUGGGGCGGCCGACCGACGCCGGGGGCGACACCGACGACAGCAAGUGGGGCCCCGACCAGAAGCGCUACGAGGCGGGUCGCCACUCCCUGUUCUUCUCGGAGCCCAAGUGCCAAGACAUGUUCCAGAACCACAUGAAGUUCAUCGUGAACCGCAAGAACUCCGUCAACGGCCGUGUGUACAAGAGCGACCCCACCAUCCUGGCCUGGAACCUCGUCAACGAGCCGCGCUGCGAGGUGUGGGUGACGCCGGACUGCCCCGCGAAGCUCAAUGCCUGGUUCUCCAAGAUGGCCAAGUUCCUCAAAGCUGAGGACCCCAACCACCUGGUGUCCUCCGGCUCAGAGGGCUUCUUCGGGGACUCUGACCCCUCGUGGCUCGGCAAGAACCCGGGCGCCUGGUCCACCCAGACGGGGCAGGACUUCCUGGCCAACACCGCUGACAUGGACUUCGCGGUGGCGCACGCCUGGCCCGACAACUGGAUGAUCUCUCAGGAGAGCCAGGGCGGCUUCCUGCAGCAGUGGCUGAAGAGCCACCUCGACGCAGCCAAGUCCAUCGGCAAGCCCCUCCUGUUUGAGGAGUUCGGCAAGCGCCUGGACAACCCCGACAGCGCGUCUGACGCGACGACGCUGCGCGACCCGGUGUACCGCGCCACCUACUCGGCCAUCGAGACGGCCGUGGAGAACAGCGAGCCGCUGCUGGGCUCGAUGUACUGGAAGUGGGCGUUCCCCGGCAACUUCCAGGGCGGCGGCAAGGGCCCGUAUGGCGUCAUGCCCAGCGACAGCACCAUGAAGGUCAUCCGCGACCACUCUGCAAAGAUGUUCAAGCUCAAGGAUUCGGUCCCCCCACGCCCGUCCUGCAUCGCCGCCCCCGGCCCCGCCGCCAACGCGCCCGGCGCGCUCGGCGCGUGGUUCGGCGCGGCCGGCUACACUUGCACCAACGACCCGCAGGCGGCGAUGGCGUGGACCGUGCUUUUCGGCCCGGACGCCGACCCCACGGCCAAGGCUGCUGACUUUGGCUUCCCGGCUGCUUCUCUUGACCGCGCCAAGGCCCUCAACGUCGGCGCCAAGCAGGUCUUCCCGACCCAGAAGGCGUGCUGCGCGCCCCAGACUGGCGCAUUUGCCCAGGGCUGCAGCAGCAGCUGA
Monoraphidium neglectum is the source of this 1989-nucleotide messenger RNA. Its product is annotated as Mannan endo-1,4-beta-mannosidase 5. The transcript has 10 exons. Gene Ontology annotation, molecular function: hydrolase activity, hydrolyzing O-glycosyl compounds. Lineage: Eukaryota; Viridiplantae; Chlorophyta; Chlorophyceae; Sphaeropleales; Selenastraceae. The record is from RefSeq and is a predicted model, not a curated record. The coding region runs from base 1 to 1989 and encodes 662 amino acids. Gene Ontology annotation, biological process: carbohydrate metabolic process.